Fimicolochytrium jonesii is the source of this 1896-nucleotide messenger RNA. RefSeq lists its product as uncharacterized. The coding region runs from base 458 to 1717 and encodes 419 amino acids. NCBI's taxonomy places the organism in Eukaryota, Fungi, Chytridiomycota, Chytridiomycetes, Spizellomycetales, Powellomycetaceae. The transcript is spliced from 2 exons. The record is from RefSeq and is a predicted model, not a curated record. Gene Ontology annotation, molecular function: protein binding.
CUCAGAAUUUGACCGGGGAGUUAAGAAAGAAGUCCAGCAGAACUCGUUAUCGGUUUGAAACCACAGCCGGUGGUUCACUUCCGAAAGUCGACGCUUUGUAAAGGCCAAGGCGGCUCGUUAGCCCGUCGUUAGCGCUGACGGCAAAGCUUUGAAACGGCGUUCUCACUUCAGGAGCCACGUGAUUGUUGCGGUAUGUUGCCGCUGGAAAGCUUAUCCGAUGUUGGAACUCUUUUUGGCAACAGCGGUCGGCCGUCCGCAGGUUUGAAGACGGCGAGAAGGGUAUCUGCUGACGUAACGUGGGACGUGUCAACUCCGAUUUUUGUCUCAGGAAAGGCAAGGAAGAGCAUCUUUGGACUUGGCGAAGAGAUAUAUACAGCUUGUUCACACCAGCGCCAGCUUCUGCUCUCCAAAACUGAACCUUGGGAACUCUGUAAACUUUAACUUAUACUCUCUCAACAUGCUCGGUGCGCUUACUUACAAUAUCCCGUGGGAGUCCGACCUGAGGGUCGGCGAAACGCAGACCACUCCCUUCAUGGACUUGGUAUUUAGCGACGUUUCGGCCAAAAUCACCGUUGAUGGAAUCACCCGCCGAUUCACCCUCCUCACAGCCGACUACACUGACUUGCUUGCCACCGUGCGUUCGCUGUACAGCCUAAAGGCCGAUAAAGACUUGACCCUUUCGUGGAUCGAUGAGGAAGGAGAUGAAUGCCGCAUCGACCAGCAAAUCGAGCUGCAGGAAGCCAUCCGAUGCGUCAACCAUAACGGAGAACGGGCGCCUAUCCUCAAACUGAAAGGCCUCACCGUAUCACGCUCAUACCGGAGCGUGCAAUUGUUUGAAUCGUACAACUCAGACGAUGUUUCUGACAACGCAUCGGACGACUCCUCCGACGACGGCGACUCGGACUUUGACAACGAGGACACUGCGCAUCUCACGGCUGGAGCGUACUACCAGCCGCUGUCUAGCUUGCCGGGCACGUUGAUGGGUGAGAUGGAGGAUAGAGAAAUGGAAGAAGGUCUCCUCGCCUCGGCAAUGGGAUGGAAGCAGACCCUCAACAGCUGGGUAGUCAACGAGCAGAAGAACGUAGGCUGCCAAUCCGAGGCGCUAUCCGUGGGUUCGAGAAGCGCGAUGAGCGUGCAAGCUUCGGUCAUCACACACGAGCAGGCAGUGCAGGUCAUACCUCAUCACAUACAGCCACCUAUGAAUUUCUUCCAUCCCCUCUUCAACGCCCCCAAGCCGAGGACCAUGAUGACCUCGACAGCAGCGCAAACCUCGGCUGUUGUGGAGUUCCCUUCCGUAACCACCCGGGAUGCCUGCACACAGGUCGUCGCUCGGGCCGCAGAGUCCACCAUCGCCGUCCAAGUCGCUCCAACCAUCAUGGAUCAGACAACGCAAUACGAGAUCCUUUCGCCCUCAUCGUCGUCGGCGGCGCACACUUUCCGCGCGUACCUCGAUGCUUCGCGGGGGAUGUGCCCUUCAUCGGCCCCCGACACGUCCUAUAUGCGACGAAGGAGGGCAAAGACCGUGGGAUUCUGCCAGCACCCCAUCAAAAUCCCUAGCGUGAUUGAGGAAGAGGAGGAGGAGGAGGUUGACGCGCUUCGCUCGACAGAUGGCAGCGAGUCGACGUCGUUCCCGGGAAGUCCUUACCCACGAGCGGAGAUCGAGGAAGCGGAUGAAGAGGAGGAGACUGGGGAGCGAGACAGUUUCGUUCUGGUGUGAUUCGGCGUAUUUGGUGUGUAUGUAUAUGUGUAUAUAUAGAGGAGUUCCCGCGUGUUACCAUAUCUGUUUUUUUUCGUAAUGAUGAUAUCACUUUUGAGUGUAAAGAAACGAUUUGAUCCUUAACUCGCCCAGCCUGCCUCAGCUUUCUUCAGACCUGCGCCCUGCCAGGUUGCGUACGG